AUAUCAAUUGACAAAACAAACUAAACAACAAAUACAUAAUCAUAUGAUUUGAUAUCAUUAUCAGAAAAAAAAACUAAACACUAAUUAAAUAGCUAUUAGUUUUGGAUUAUCAAUACUAAUGGAUCAACUGUUGGAAACAUCGACAACAACAACAACAUCAUCGACGACAACAACUCUUGAGACGGAUCAAAUCAGCGAUGAUAGCGAUGAGGAAGUGGAGCCGAAACUGACGUACGAAAGGAUUACCAACGAUGUGACGGCAAUACUGAAGAAAGAGUCGGCCACUUGUCUGGCCGUACACUCGAAGUUUAUAGCAUUGGCCACACAUUUGGGCAAAAUUAAUAUCAUCGACGUAUUGGGCAAUCGUGUAAAUGAUCGCGAAUUAUGUCUGCACAAGACAUCCAUCAAUCAGAUCAGUAUCGAUGAAAAAGGCGAAUAUCUGGCCUCCAGUUCCGAUGACAGAAUUGUUAUCAUAGGAUUGUAUUCAUCGGACAACAACUAUCACAAUACAUUUGACCGACCCAUCAGAGCCAUAGCCAUUGAUCCGUAUUUUAGGAAACGGCAGCGUUUUGUUGUCGGCGAAGGAGAUAAAAUUGUUUUAUACGAAAAGACAUUUUUGUCUCGAUAUCGGCCGAUAAUUCUCCAACAAUCGAAAGGCCAGAUCCGGAACAUCCGAUGGCGGACACAAUUCAUUGCUUGGGCCAGUGAUUUGUGCGUCAAAAUCUACGAUAUUGAAGACAAAGCUGUUAUCACUUAUAUUGAAAGAGAUAAAGACAACGAUUUGCAAAGAUUUAGACCUGAACUCUUCAAAUGUCACUUUUGCUGGAAAGACGACAAAACAUUGCUGAUUGGUUGGGCCGACACUAUAAAGAUCUGCUGUAUUAAACAAAAACCAAACAACGAACUGCCCCGUCGUUACGUCCAAUUAACCGCGUCGUUAAAUGUCGGUUUCGGUGUCUGCGGUAUAGCACCGAUAGAAUCGAAACUUGUAGUACUCUGUGUUAACAAAGAGGCCAAUCAAUUGGACAAUACGUUUAACUGUAGAGUAGAAGUUAUCGAACCGAUUGGAACCGAUGGUUACGAAGAAAUUUCAAGUGAUAUAUUAUCGCCAAAGUCUUUCAACAAUUGUCGCAGUAGUGACUAUCACGUGGACUGUUUGCCUGAGGAAGGAUUGUAUUUGAUUCUAUGUCCGAAAGAUUUGAUUAUUGCCAAACCGCGCGAAGAAGAUGAUCACAUUACAUGGCUUCUGGAACAUCAACAGUACGAAGAAGCUCUGAAAGUGGUUGAAAACAACAACAACAAUAAAAACAUCAGAAAACAUACAGUUCUAAGUGUCGGAAGUGUUUAUCUAAAGUCACUGUUAGAUGAGUCACCAACCAAUCACAGUCAAUAUGAAAAGGCGGCUAAACUUUGUUGUCAAAUAUGUGGAACCGAUAAGACUGCGUGGGAAAAUCAAGUGAUGCGUUUCAAACGUAUUGGUCAGCUGAGAGUAAUGGCUCCAUAUCUUCCUCGCGGACCCGAACUCAUACUCGAUCCGGCCAUCUAUGAGAUUGUACUGAAAGAGUUCUUGGAAUUGGAUAGCAAAGGAUUUUUGCAGACAAUACGCCAAUGGAAUCCCAAUAUCUAUAGUAUUUCGACUAUAGUUAAGGCAACACUGGGUGUGUUGACAAUUGAUCCAAAAAAUCGAAAUCUAUUGGAAGCGUUGGCCGAAUUGUAUUCACACGACGGCAAACACGACAAAGCGUUGACUAUUUAUAAAGAUAUCGGAAAUAAAGUACAAGUGUUUGAUUUGAUUCGGAAAUAUGGUUUAUACGCCAAACUUCAGGAACAGAUGGAAGUAUUUUUCCAAUUGAAUUCAGAAGAGACGGCAAAACUAUUAAUUGAAAAUCAAGAGAUAAUUCCCGCCGAAUUAGUGGUCAAACAACUCCGUCCAAAACCUCAACUAUUGUUUGUCUAUUUGGACCAAUUGGUCGCACAUAAAGACUCAGAAGUCUGUUCAGCGCAUCACGGAUUACUUGUCCAACUCUAUGCCCAAUACUCGCCCGAUAAGCUGAUGGCAUUCCUCAGGAGUUCUAAUUACUAUGAAUUGGAAACUGCUUUAGAAGUUUGUCGCAAAAAGAAUUUAUUCAAUGAAGUUGUGUUUCUUUUAGGACGAAUGGGUAAUACUAAAGAAGCACUUCAAUUGAUUACCGAUAAACUCAAUGAUAUUAAUUACGCCAUCGAGUUCUGCAAAGAGCACUCAGAUUCAGAACUUUGGGAAGAUUUGAUCCGCUACUCAAUGAAUAAGCCGAGGUUUAUACGGGUUUUACUUCAAAAUAUUGGCACACAUAUGGCUGAUCCCAUUGCACUGAUACACCGGAUACCAGAGGGUCUCAAAAUUGAUGGACUGAUGCAAGCAUUGGUCAGAAUACUUCAGGACUAUAAUCUACAGACUGAACUGGAAGAUGGCUGUCGACGUGUCUUAGUUUCCGAUUGUUAUUCGUUGCUUCAGAAACUCAAUCGAGUUCACAAAAGAGGUCUUCUUGUCGAUGAAGACUAUAUUUGUCACGGAUGUCAGCGAAAAGUGUUUGCCAGAGAGAUCCGCUACGCAAGUGAUAUAAUUGUGUUCAACUGUCGCCAUGUUUUUCACGAAACUUGUUUGUUGACCACAACCGGCGAAUUUGUUUGUCUUAUAUGUAGUGCUCAAGAAAGAAGUGAAUUCAAGAUAUCAUAGUCUAUAAG
Molecule: messenger RNA, 2721 nt
Organism: Oppia nitens
Lineage: Eukaryota; Metazoa; Arthropoda; Arachnida; Sarcoptiformes; Oppiidae
Gene: lt
Product: vacuolar protein sorting-associated protein 41 homolog
Exons: 11
Coding region: 119-2713 (864 amino acids)
Biological process (GO): macroautophagy; vesicle-mediated transport; cellular response to starvation
Cellular component (GO): HOPS complex; late endosome
Molecular function (GO): protein binding
Source: RefSeq, a predicted model, not a curated record